Cicer arietinum (chickpea) is the source of this 1496-nucleotide messenger RNA. RefSeq names its product ribosomal RNA small subunit methyltransferase-like. Gene Ontology annotation, biological process: rRNA methylation. The record is from RefSeq and is a predicted model, not a curated record. Gene Ontology annotation, cellular component: nucleolus. Lineage: Eukaryota; Viridiplantae; Streptophyta; Magnoliopsida; Fabales; Fabaceae. Gene Ontology annotation, molecular function: rRNA (adenine-N6,N6-)-dimethyltransferase activity.
AAUAUUGGCCCAAACCCUUUAAGCCAUUAUUCCAAAGAGAACUUUCCGGUUGGGUUAAGCGGUUUGAGAGUUAGGGUUAAGCGGCGGCGCAUUCGACAGCAACUCAAAUACCUCACGCCGGCGACAAACACCUAACCUUCGAACUCAUCUCCGGUGCAUUUUUACAUACCGAACAAUGGCAGGAGGAAAGAUAAAGAAGGAAAAGGGAAAGCCACAACAACACACACCAUAUCAAAGUGGAAUAACUUUUCACAAAUCCAAAGGUCAACAUAUACUUAAGAAUCCUUUGCUUGUUGAUUCUAUAGUGCAGAAAUCAGGUAUUAAAAGUACUGAUAUUGUACUUGAAAUUGGUCCUGGUACUGGUAAUUUGACCAAGAAGCUUUUGGAUGCUGGUAAGAAGGUUAUUGCUGUUGAAGUUGAUCCUCGUAUGAUUCUUGAGCUUCAUAAACGGUUUCAAGGAGUUCCCUCUAGCCGCCUCACGAUUAUCCAAGGUGAUGUGCUGAAAACUGAACUUCCAUAUUUUGACAUAUGCGUGGCGAAUAUUCCCUAUCAAAUAUCUUCUCCUCUCACAUUCAAGUUACUAAACCAUCAGCCUGCAUUUCGUUGUGCAAUCAUAAUGUUCCAGAGAGAAUUCGCCAUGAGAUUGGUUGCUCAGCCAGGUGACAAACUCUAUUGUCGUCUUACGGUGAACACUCAACUCCAUUCUCGAAUCUCCCAUCUCCUAAAAGUUGGAAAAAACAAUUUUAGGCCUCCACCAAAGGUUGAUUCCUCUGUGGUACGGAUUGAGCCUAGAAAGCCUCGCAUCGAAGUUAACCAAAAGGAAUGGGAUGGAUUUUUAAGGAUUUGUUUUAACCGAAAGAACAAAACGCUUGGCGCAAUAUUCAGGCAAAAGAAUGUGAUAUCUUUGCUUGAAAAGAAUUACAAGACUGUGCAGGCACUGAAAAUUUCGCAAGAAGGUUCACUGAAGGAAACAGACACCAAAGUAGACUUCUCCGAUUUCACAAAUUUUGGCGACGAUCAAGGUAUGGAGAUGGAUGAUGACGGAGUAGAUGAUGAUGAUGAAAUGGAUGUUGAAGAUGGGGGUGCAGAUGAGGUGCAAUCUGAAUUCAAAGAUAAGGUUUUAGGUGUUCUGAAAGAGGGAGAUUUUGAAGAGAAGAGAUCGUCGAAACUCUCCUUGCAAGAGUUCCUGUACUUGCUUUCUCUAUUUAACAAAGCUGGCAUUCAUUUUUCCUGAUUUUAUUUAUCAUUUUUCAAAUAUAUAUUUCUUCACUGUUUCAGUUGAUUCUAGCAUUUCUACAAAGUUAGUAUUUUAUUUAUCUAAAGAGAGCAGUAUCAGAUAAAAUGUUUUUGCUACUUCUGCAUUGUAUUUUGUGAGCUCCUUCAUAAGUGUAUACCAAUCGAUAUAAUCUAUGUUGCAGACACAGAUUGAAUAUUAUUCUUGUAUUGUUUUAUGAGGAGGAUCUAUGUUUUGUUUAAAUGGGUGAGAUUAUGUUUCA